GAUCCAAUCAAUCUCAACAUAUUGACCAAGGUCCCCAGAACCUUCGCAUCGAACAAUCUACCAGCAAUCCCCGCCCCAAACCCGCCACAAUGAAAGUGAUCACCGCCAAUUUCGUGACAUGCGCCGUGAAGGAUUGCAAGACAUCACCAGCCUCAUUCCCAUUACAUUUCAACGAUGCCGAGCUAGAGCAACAGGAACUGGAUUUCCAGCCCGAAUUCAUCCGCAACGUCCUUCCCCGCAUUGACUGGGCAGCCCUGCGCACCAUUUCCAACGAGCUUGGAUUCCCAACUCUUCCGGACUCGAAACCCGAGGGCGAGGCUCUCGACAACGAGCAGACAUUGAAGGACUUGCACCGGUUGCUACUUGAGACGCACGUCACGGAAGGGAAAUUGACCUGCGGAAACUGCGGUCAUUCAUAUAUGAUUAAGGAAGGAAUUGCGAACUUCCUUCUUCCAAGCCACCUUGUCUGAACAACACAAUCCCACAUGCGCUUUUCACCCAAAUUGCUUCGCAAAUCGAUACCCCAGGGCUAGGA
This is a messenger RNA of Penicillium crustosum, 535 nucleotides long. Its product is annotated as RNA methylation protein TRM112. NCBI's taxonomy places the organism in Eukaryota, Fungi, Ascomycota, Eurotiomycetes, Eurotiales, Aspergillaceae. The transcript is spliced from 3 exons. Gene Ontology annotation, biological process: tRNA methylation; rRNA (guanine-N7)-methylation; peptidyl-glutamine methylation. The record is from RefSeq and is a predicted model, not a curated record. Bases 90 to 470 code for a protein of 126 amino acids. Gene Ontology annotation, molecular function: protein heterodimerization activity.